Phragmites australis (common reed) is the source of this 597-nucleotide messenger RNA. RefSeq lists its product as uncharacterized. The record is from RefSeq and is a predicted model, not a curated record. Lineage: Eukaryota; Viridiplantae; Streptophyta; Magnoliopsida; Poales; Poaceae. The transcript has a single exon. Bases 229 to 444 code for a protein of 71 amino acids.
AUGUUCAUUUCCAUUCGGGAAAGGCAAAUGAUCAACUAUAUAACAUCAGUGUCACAACAAGGAAAUUACAAAUAACUACUGCAUAUAAUAUAGCUAGGGAGAGGAACUGCGCGCAUACAGAUACAGCUAGAGCUCGAUCACUGCACCUAGCAUAGGUAGCUAGCAGCAAGAGGAGGAAGAAGAAGAAGAUCGAUCGGAUAGAAUUUGAAGAAGAAGAAGAAGAAGAAGAUGCAGGACUGGGCGCCGGUGUUCAUCUCCUUGGUGCUCUUCAUCUUGCUGUCGCCGGGGCUGCUGUUCCAGAUGCCCGCCAAGUCGCGCCUCAUCGCCUUGGGCAACUUCCAGACCAGCGUCGCCUCCAUCCUCGUCCACACCAUCCUCUUCUUCGUCCUCGACGCCAUCUUCCUCGUCGCCAUCGGCGUCCAGAUCCAGCUCGGAACCUCCUAAUUAUAUGGAUGCAUGAUUAAAAUCGAUGACUGUUCCUUCACUUGUUAAUUUGUAAACUUUUUAGCUUUACUGUACCCAUAAACAUACGGAUAUGCGCGCAUGUAUAUUUGUAAUAUUUAGCUUUGUGUGUGAAUAUAAUGUUCUUUUGAUUAA